GUCAACGGUCAUUAUCGGCUCGUUCGUGGGUUUUAUUGAACAUUAAAUAUUUGUUUAAUUUAGUUUAUAUCAUAUAUUUACAAAAUAUUACGUCAAUUUAAUUGAAAAAUUAAUUGACUGAUAGUGUAAUAAUAAAAUUUAGCCAUAUUUUAAGUUUAUAAACAUUUUUAUUUUGAUAUAUACCCUUUUUAACGUACGUUUAUGUACAAUUAUAUAGCCGACAAAGCCUGACCGAACAAAAAACUAUUUGAAUUUGGUAGUUAUUUCACUAAUUUGGAAGUUGAAAAAUGAAUGGUCCAUUGAAAAUGUAUCGAACUAAACCAAUUAUUAUACACGAUCAACAAAUGGGAACUCCAAAAUGCAUGUAUAGUCUGAAAAAUAUCCACUCAAAAGAGUCGAAAGAAAUUGUUGGCCAGUCUACUGAUCACGUUUCCACAACGAAUAAUUCUAGGAUUUUCGAGCAGGUUAAACAGUUUUUAAAGUCAAACCAUCAAAUACCUGGCAUGGCAGAACUGGAAGCUAAACAAACAGAAAUCUUAAAACAACUUGAUAAUUUGAAGAAACAAAUUAUAUCCAUUAAAUUGGACCUUAAAAAUAAUUAUUCCAGCCCAGUUAGUUCACAAAGUGCAUUUUCUAAUUCAACAUCAGAGAAGCUUAGUGUUCUUCCAAAUCUUGUUAUUAACACAAGUCCAACUAAUCCCCUUCAUUCUCUGAGAAUCCUUCAGAAGUUACUGAAAGAUAAAGUUGAAUUAAACUUUACUUUCCAUCUACAUUCUUCAGUUUCAGAAUUAACAGAAGAUGCGAAAGAGUUAGAACAAUCCCUCAUUAACCACAAUUCGAAACAUAAUGUACCAAAAUUGAAUAUUAAGUUGAUAUGGAAAAAUGUUGGUGUCAACACAGAACUUAUAGUAUCCAGAAUCCCAAUCAUAGGAGAAGUAAAUCUAAUUAGGUACCUAACCCGUAUAAUCGAUUCCUCACUUUCUUAUAGUUCGGAUCCGAACAGUGUAGAAAUCGAUUCAAUUUUAGAUACAUGUCAUCAAAUAUUACGGUCUAAAACCAAGACUGAAAGGGCCAGUCAUCUGGUAACAUUGAACAAGUCUCUAGGAAAAGCGCAAUGGUUAGGAGGAAGGAAUAGCUAUAGCUUGGGAGAUAUUGCCGCUUAUUCUGCUCUCAAACAGGCUUCAAAUAGUAACGAGAUUAACGCGAAUUUAUCGAACUGGUUUCAACGAUGUAAAAACGUUUUAUGAUUGAGUUUUUGAAAAUAAACGUCAAUUUUAAAUUGUU
Messenger RNA from Diorhabda carinulata, 1284 nucleotides. It is a transcript of the gene AIMP2, whose product is annotated as probable aminoacyl tRNA synthase complex-interacting multifunctional protein 2. The transcript has 4 exons. The record is from RefSeq and is a predicted model, not a curated record. Bases 288 to 1247 code for a protein of 319 amino acids. NCBI's taxonomy places the organism in Eukaryota, Metazoa, Arthropoda, Insecta, Coleoptera, Chrysomelidae. Gene Ontology annotation, cellular component: aminoacyl-tRNA synthetase multienzyme complex.